GCAGAAGGCGUCCGCAGGACUGGGGAGAGGACACAAACAGCUGUAUGAGUGUGUGUGUGUGUGUCGGUGUCGGUAAGAGUGAGUGUUGUCACUGUGGUAUGUAUGAAUGCAUGCGUGUGUGUUGUUGUUCUUUUAGUGUGUGUGAGUGUUGUCACUGCGUCGCCUGUGUGUGUGUCGUGUGUGUGUGUGUGUGUGUGUGUGUUCUUCAGUGAACAGCUUCUUUUCACCGAGAGAUGUAGUGCUGCUGGCGUACACGCAUGAGGACAGGACUGGGCGUAGGUGACCAGUGUGCUGUGCUGUGUGACGCAGUGGAGACCUCACCUCUCGCUGACCCCUACACUGACCAUCUCCAACCCAGUAGGACUGUGUGUGUGUGUGUUUGUGUAUGCUGAGCUGAGGGCUGCCCAACACAAUCACUCAGCCACAGCACAGCAGUGGACACUGAGAUCAGGACAACAGACAGGACAACAGACUUCAACAAAACAAACAACAACAACAACAACAACAUAUUGCGUUUCUAUAGCGCUGUAUCAAGACAACAGACUGCCUGUCCUCUGAGGAGAUUUAAGCCCCCAGCAUCACACCAACCCAACCCCAGCCCAGGUGUGUGUGUGUGUGUGUGUGUGUGUGUGUGUGUGUGUGUGCAGCCAUGCAUGUUAAGCUGGGCGUGUUCAGCUGGCUGCUGCUGUUGCUGCUGUGGACACUAGGGGGCGCCGGCGCGUCGCUGGUGAAGGUGAACCGCGGGCUGCAGGUCAAGCGCGGUCAGACGGCCGUCCUGCAGGAGGAGGACCUGCAGUUCCACAUCCCCCGGCAGAGGGACGCCUGCAAGCUGGAGGUGGUCCUCAACGAGCCAAUCACGCAGCGCGUAGGCACGCUCACGCCACAGGUGUUUGACUGCCACUUCCUGGCAGACGAGGUGAAGUACGUCCACAACGGCUGUCCAAUUCUGAAACAGGACACGGUUCUGUUACGCCUCUACAGGUUCACAGAAUCAGAGACGCACACAGAACUGUUCUCCCUGCGAGUGGAGAUCCUGGAACCCGACUGCAGCAUCAUCAAACUGGGCCCCAAGCGCUUGGAGGUUGUGGAGUUCUACGGCCUGUCGGACGUGCUGGACGGCAACGCGGUGACCUUUAACUACGAGCGCCGGGCCAACCUGGAGUGCCACGUGCGCAUCAUCACCCUCGAGUCCCAUCUGCCCGCGCAUGGACAGCUGGUUACCGGGCAACCACGCGCCGUUGAGGCCAGAGGAGACGAGCCGCACAGCUUCGUACCGCUCCGCCAACAACUGGAUAACAAGGAGAGGGCCCGGUGUAAGAGUGAGGGGUGUCUAAAGGGCCUGAAGCUGGUGCAAAUCACCAGGGUUCCGUGCGACGACUUCCUGCGGAUGGGCAUUCGGUACCAGCACAUCGACCCGCCCACUCCAGACGUGGACUACAUCGCCAUCAGACUGGACCUGGUGGACACCCGCAGCAGGUCUAUUUACAAGUCGGAGCAGGCCUGGAUCCCGGUGUGGGUGCGGAACGCCAUGCGGAACCAGCCCCCCAAGGCGGCCUUCAUGUCCAUGUUCAUCCUGGAGGUUGACCAGUUCAUCAUGACGCCGUUGUCCACGGCGACGCUGGAUGCUGAGGACAACGAGACGCCCAAGCAGCGCCUGGUGUUCAACGUCACGCGGCCGCCCCGAGAGGGCUUCAUCACACACCUGGCUGACCACACCAAGCCCGUCUCAUCCUUCACCUGGACCGACCUCAACGACAUGCUCAUCGCCUACCAGCCCCCCAACUCCACACACACACAGCGCAGGAACUAUGAGGUGGAGUUUGAGGCCCACGACUCCUACUUUGAGAAGAGCGUCCCCAUGACUGUCCACGUGUCUGUGCGCACCGCUGACACCAACGCUCCCAGAGUCUCCUGGAACAUGGGCCUCAGUCUGCUAGAGGGACAGUCUCGCCCAAUCACGUGGGAGCAGCUGCAGAUCGUGGACAAUGACAACCCCAAAGCCGUGCGUCUCAUCACCGUGGACGGACUGCAGCACGGCAGGCUGACUGUCAGAGGGGGCAAAGGCUUCAUGUUCACCAUCAGUGACAUCAAGGCUGGCGUGGUGCGCUAUCACCAUGACGAUAGCGACACCACCAAGGACUAUGUGGUGUUCCGCAUCACGGACGGCAUCCACCACACACGGCACAAGUUCCCCAUCAGCGUCCUGCCCAAGGACGACAGCCCGCCGUUCCUCAUCACCAACACGGUGCUGGAGCUGGCCGAGGGUCAAACCGCGCUGCUGCGGGGCUCUGUCCUGCAGGCAGCCGACACCGACUCCAGCGACGACUACAUCCUCUACAACGUCACACUGCCACCCCGCGCCGGGGAGAUCAUGAAGAUGCCGGGGCCUGGUGUCACAGGAUAUCCUGUGUCUCGCUUUCUCCAGAAGGAUCUUUUUCACUCAGUCAUCUACUACCGUCACCUAGGCAACGAGGUGUUCGAUGACUCCUUUGAAGUGGUGCUUUCAGACUUCCAUGACCCACCAAAUCUCUCAGAGCCUCAGGUUGUGGUGAUCGUCAUCAACCCUGUACCUGACCAGCCUCCUAAAGAGGCACCAGGUGUAGUACGACACCUGUUCGUCAAGGAGACGGAGGUGAUCCACCUGACGAAGAAGGAGCUCCACUUUAUCGACCAAGAGUCCCCUGACCUUGAGCUCACCUACACGGUCACCACACUCCCCUUCUUCACCAGUAACUAUGGGAGCCAAGACGCUGGCAGGUUGUUCCUGGUUGACAGCAUCCCAAAGUUCACCAAGGACCCGGAUGCUCCAGUCCUCAGGCUCUUCACUCAGCAUGCUGUGAACUUCUUGAAGGUGGCCUACAUGCCCCCCAUCCUGGACAUCGGGCUGCACCCGCAUCACGUCCAGUUUGUUCUCUCCGUCACCAACCAGCAGGGCACCACUGUCACCGGCAUCUGCUUCAACGUCACCGUGCUGCCCGUGGACAACCAGCCGCCACAGGUGUUGACCAAUUCAUUGCGCGUUGAGGAGGGGGGUGAGUGUUGGGUCAGUGAGGACCAUCUGAGCGUGUCUGACCCAGACUCCAGUGAGGAGCGCCUGAGGGUGCAGGUGAAGAGGCCACCCCAGCACGGAGCCAUCCAGCUCAACGGCGCCCCCGUCAGGACAGGGCAGGCCUUCACCCUGCUCGACCUCAAGAGGCUCAAAGUGAGGUAUGUCCAUGACGGCUCAGAAAGUGUGCGUGAUGACGUGGAGUUCAUCGCCACAGACGGCAACAACACUGCAGAGUUUGUGUUGGACAUCAAGGUGACGCUGGUCAAUGACGAGGUGCCGGUCCUCAUGCCAGGCCUGAGGCCGACACUGGACUGCGCCGAGGGACAGGAAGUGGUCAUCAGCGUGGAGAAUCUCUACGCCACAGAUGCGGACAGCGAGGACGAGCGGCUGACCUACAUGAUCGCCCGGCAACCGUACUACGGGGUGGUGCAGCGGAACGGCCUGGUGGUGGACCGAUUCAGCCAGGCCGACGUCAUCGCUCGACUCAUCUCCUACAGACACACAGGACAGGAGAUCGGCCUGACACCACGCUACGACACCAUCACCGUGGUGAUCUCCGACAGCGAGGGGGAGGCGGUCCCCGCUUGUUGCUAUGAAACAGGAGCACAACACACGCCACAGCUGACACACACACUUCCUGUGUAUGACCUAAACAUCACAGUGUUUCCUGUGGACAACCAAGCGCCCACCAUCAGCACAGGUGAUGUGUUUGUAGUGGAUGAGGGGGGCUCGGCGACCUUGAAAGAGACACACCUGAAGGUGGCGGACCCCGACACACCUGAGGGUGACCUGGAGGUGGUCAUCCUGUCGCCGCCACAGGUGGGCUACAUCGAGAACAUCCUGCCCAGCCCGGGCUUCGAGAAGAGCAACAUGGGCAUCAGCAUCGGGUCGUUCCAGUACAGUGACCUGCUCCAGGGCCAUAUAAACUACGUCCAGUCUCGUCACCAGCGCAUGGAGCCCACGCGAGACCAGCUGAUGGUGUGUGUGACUGACGGGCACCGACGCUCCUCCCCCACGCCCCUCUACAUCAUCAUCAACCCCACCAAUGACGAGGCACCAGACUUCCUGGCCCGCAACAUCACGGUGAGUGAGGGACAGGUGAAGGAACUGGACGCGUCCAUCUUUAACGCAGUGGACCUGGACGUUCCGAGGGACCGCCUGAAGUUCAGCGUGGUGCAGCCCCCUCAACACGGCUCCAUCGUUGGCAGUUACCAUGCCAACGAGGUGGCGCGGUUCCGGCGGCUGGUGCAGGAUGCGGGCGACGCAGGGGUGGUGAUGCGAGACUUCACCAUGGAGGAGCUGAAUAACGGUAUGACUCUGAUGUACAUGCACGAUGACUCUGAGAGCGAGCAGGACGGCUUUGACAUCGAGCUGUCAGAUGGAAAACACACACUCCAGAGACAUGUGUGUGUGAACGUGCUGCCCGUCAACGACGAGGAGCCUCAUAUCAUCAGGAACACUGGUGUUGCAGUGGAGGUUGGUGAGUCCCGUUUGAUCUCCGGUGCAGUGCUCUACGCCCAGGACAAGGACACACCCCCUUAUGACAUCACCUAUGUGAUAGAGAGCGUCCCCUCUCAUGGGCUACUGCAGAGGAAGGUAGGGUCUGACUGGGUGAAGCUGUCUGUGGGGAUGAACUGCACUCAGGAGACAGUUGACAUGAACCAGCUGCGCUACGUGCACACCGGUCCCCCGGGGAAACACCGGCAGGACUUCUUUGUGUUCCACCUGCUGGAUGGACAGAACCAAUCUCCUGCCCAGCACUUUUACAUCGCCAUCAAGGACCUGGAGAAAGGAGACAUAGCGUUGAUGUUGCGUCCGGUGAAGGCUAGUCGCGGGGAGCGUGUGCUGCUGACCACAGACGUGCUGCUGGCGCUGGACGGGACUGACCAGCCGGAGGAGCUGCUGUACGCGCUCACAGCGCCCCCUAGCCACGGCCAGGUGGAGUACGUGCAGCACCCGGGCCUGCCCAUACACAGCUUCAGCCAGAUGGACAUCGCCGCACAGCUCGUCUGCUACAUCCACGACAACCGCGCCACGGCAACCAGGGAGUGGAUCAGGUUCGUUGUAAGUAACGGUAAGACGACGCGUAACGGAACGCUGGAGAUCUCUGUGGAGCUGACAGACCGGAUCCUCCCGUCGCUGGUGAAGAAUGGCGGCUUGCGGGUUCCGCAGGGAUCCACGGUCACGCUGACCCCCGCCGCCCUGAGCCUGGCCGACCCCGACACGCCCCCCGACCUCCUGACCUUUACCCUCCACCGGCCCCCCCAGUACGGGACGCUGCUCCUGCAGGGCGAGUCUCUCGUUGCCCGCGGCAACUUCACCCAGCAGCACCUGCAGGAGCUGGGCGUGGCCUAUCGGCACGGGGGAGGAGCCUCCCAAAUAGACCGCUUCACCUUCACGGCAUCUGACUCCACCCACAACGGCUUCCUAUUGGACGGGAGGGUACAGACCGAGCCCGUGUUCUUCACCAUAGAGAUUGAGUCUCUAGACAACUCCGCUCCAGUGGUGGUUGUGCAGAAGACACUGUGGAAGGCGGAGCUUCUUAAAGAUGGGCGCUAUGGGAUCUUCCUCUCAUCCAAUGAGCUGCAGGCUCAGGACGCCCACUCUGACGACCAACAGCUGCUCUACUACAUCAUCCGAGCCCCCUACUUCGGCUACCUGGAGAACUCCACCACAGGUGAGUUUGUCCGUGUGCUGUUCUCCCAGAGAGACCUGAGCAGGAGGACCCUCCUCUAUGUUAUAGACUCCGCCCAGGAGGCUUUGACUGACAGCAUGGAGUUCCAGGUGGCUGACCUGCUAGGCAACAGAAGCCCCGCCCACACGCUGGUGUUUAGCUGGUCAUCGGUGGGAUUUGCCCAGACUGAGUAUCACUCCUGUGAGGACCAGGCUAGCGUCCCGCUAGCGCUAACCAGGAAGGGCAACGUGCAGGAGUCGUCUUUCGUCACAGUCAAGGUGCGAGAGAUCUCAGCGGUAGCAGGAAAGGAUUUUAAACCCCCUCCUUCCAGCCUCGUACAGUUCGAUCCUGGCGUGUCCAGUCGUAGCUGGCGGGUGGAGGUGGUGCAGGACCAGCUGGAGGAGGCGGAGGAGGAGAUGGAGGUGUCUCUGACCACACCAGUGGGUACCGUGCUGAACCACAACACCAGAGCCUUGCUGAAGAUCACAGACACAGGGGGAGCGCGGUGCAGAGGGCGCUUGGGUCCAGAGGGGGGGUUGCUGGGGGGGUCUCAGGUGGAGCCCAGGCCUGUCCCCAAACACGCCUCCAUCCAGGUGGAGACCCUGCCGCUCACCCAGGGUGCCGGAGCCGCUCCACACACACACACACACGUGCGGGGCAACGGAGCACCACACACUGACCCCUCCACCAGGAAGAGGCUGAGAACCAGUGGCAAUGGCAGAAAGAUCCCACCCUCCUCCAUGCACAGGAAUGGCUCUGAAGUUAUCUACACGUAUCAUGGCAUUGUGUCGAUGCAUGUAGAGGAUGCCUCCAUCUCUCAGGCCGGACGCAGAGCCAGUGUGCAGGUCACCAACAGGGGGCAGCACUCUGACUUCAACACGGCCAACGCUCCACCACACACACCCAAGGACUCGGCACACACACCCAAGGACUCGGCACACACACCCAAAGCCAGAGCGAACACACACAAGGCUCCUGGAGACGGGGCAGACUUGGCUAAAGAACCCAGGAAGUCAGCCUCCGCUAGCCAGAAAGACAACAGCAGACCCCCUCAACAGGGUCCUAAAGCCUGCACCCCAGAGCUGAUGGGCUUUCUCCACCUCAAUGAGACGACAGGACAACUCUCACGCUGCAACGGGGUGGCAUGGAAACCCUGGGCGCCUACUGAUGAGGUGGUGAAUGCUCAGAAGUGUCCUCAGGGCUGGACACAUCAUGGCGGUCACUGUUACCUUCUGAGCAGCGACAAGAAGGACACAUGGAGUUCAGCCGCACGCGCAUGCAGAGAGAGUUUCCAUGGGAACCUGGUGAGCGUGCUCUCGAAGGCUGACAUGAACUGGCUCUGGGACUUCAGUGGUCGGAAGCCUUUCUGGAUCGGCCUUAACGACCGCGAGAGCAGGGGCCGCUGGGAGUGGGUGGGCGGCGAGCCGGUCAGCUACACCAACUGGAGGCGGAGCCCGCCCAGGAGCAGGGAGGGAAACAGGAAGUGCGUGCUGGUCUGGAGGCGGAGCAAGUGGCACAUCCGUGACUGCAAGAAGGGCAAAGGUCACCGCUACAUCUGUUACAUCAGAACGUGAGCCCAGCGACCUCUCUCCGAUGACCACACACGCACAGAACACACUCAUCAGAACGUGAGCCCAGCGACCUCUGACCCUGAUGACCACACACACACACACAACACACUCAUCAGAACGUGAGCCCAGCGACCUCUGACCCCGAUGACCACACACGCACAGAACACACUCAUCAGAACGUGAGCCCAGCGACCUCUGACCCCGAUGACCACACACACACACACACAACACACUCACUGGCAUUUACUCCGCAGCGGUUACUGAAGGUGACCACCCUGGGUCUUACCUGGGUCUUACUGAAGGUGACCACCCUGGAUCUUACCUCAGAAUGUGACCUCAACAUCACAUAGGACAACACACCGCUACGUGACCGUUAACAACACACCGCUACGUGACCGUUAACUCUCUAAACUCUCCUGUCUCACUCUCAUAUGACUACAGGACUCUAAACUCUCCUGUCUCACUCUCAUGUUCCACUACAGGACUCUAAACUCUCCUGUCUCACUCUCAUGUUCCACUACAGGACUGUAAACUCUCCUGUCUCACUCUCAUGUUCCACUACAGGACUCUCUAAACUCACCUAUCACAGAGUUCCCAAAGGACUGGACAGCCAAUAUAAUGUCCAUCCUGUGUCCAAAUUGUUACACAACAUUUAUCAACCAUAGAAAUGAAUACAUUUGAAUUCAACCUCCCACGUCCUACCACCUUCCAUCAAUCAUUUCAAAGCAGAAAAUGUGUGAGAAAACUGCAUUUACUGGUUUGUUUUAAAUGGGACACUUGAACUGCUUUACAAAAACAACUCCUGUGUGAGUGUGUCUGGUGCAUAUUUAUUAUCCCCAGUGUGUGUUACACCCAGUGUGUGUUAUCUCCAGUGUGUGUUAUCUCCAGUGUGUGUUAUCUCCAGUGUGUGUUAUCUC
Molecule: messenger RNA, 8211 nt
Organism: Alosa sapidissima (American shad)
Lineage: Eukaryota; Metazoa; Chordata; Actinopteri; Clupeiformes; Clupeidae
Gene: frem1a
Product: Fras1 related extracellular matrix 1a
Exons: 37
Coding region: 650-7297 (2215 amino acids)
Biological process (GO): cell communication
Cellular component (GO): membrane
Source: RefSeq, a predicted model, not a curated record